AGGCAAAGCUGGGACUGCCACAUCUGCGAUGUCAGAGAAGGUUCGGACCCGACUGGAGGAGCUGGAUGACUUUGAGGAAGGUUCCCAGAAGGAGCUAUUGAAUUUGACUCAACAGGAUUAUGUGAACCGCAUAGAGGAGCUCAACCAAUCACUGAAGGAUGCUUGGGCCUCAGACCAGAAAGUGAAGGCUCUGAAAAUAGUCAUCCAGUGUUCCAAGCUUCUUUCAGACACCAGCGUGAUUCAGUUCUACCCAAGCAAAUUUGUCCUUAUCACUGACAUACUUGAUACAUUUGGAAAGCUCGUGUAUGAACGCAUCUUUUCCAUGUGUUUGGAUAACCGCAGUGUCUUACCAGAUCACUUUUCUCCAGAGAAUACAAAUGACACGGCCAAGGAAACAUGCCUAAAUUGGUUUUUCAAGAUUGCUUCCAUCAGGGAACUCAUUCCAAGAUUUUAUGUGGAAGCAUCCAUCCUGAAGUGUAACAAGUUCCUCUCUAAAACGGGAAUUUCCGAGUGCCUACCUCGAUUAACGUGCAUGAUCAGAGGGAUUGGAGACCCGCUGGUGUCAGUGUAUGCCCGAGCCUACCUGUGCCGGGUGGGAAUGGAAGUGGCUCCACAUCUCAAAGAAAGCUUAAAUAAGAACUUUUUUGACUUCCUCCUUACAUUCAAACAGAUUCAUGGGGACACCGUCCAGAACCAGCUGGUGGUCCAGGGAGUGGAUCUCCCAUCCUACCUGCCCUUGUACUCGCCGGCCAUGGACUGGAUCUUCCAGUGCAUCUCCUACCACGCCCCCGAGGCUCUGCUGACUGAGAUGAUGGAGAGAUGUAAGAAACUAGGAAACAAUGCCUUGCUGUUGAAUUCCGUCAUGUCAGCCUUCUGUGCUGAGUUCGUUGCCACAAGGUCCAUGGAUUUCAUUGGGAUGAUCAAAGAGUGCGAUGAGUCUGGUUUCCCCAAGCAUCUCCUUUUUCGGUCACUGGGGUUAAACUUGGCCUUAGCUGAUCCUCCAGAGAGUGAUCGGCUUCAGAUUCUCAACGAAGCUUGGAAAGUUAUCACUAAAUUGAAGAAUCCACAGGACUACAUUAAUUGUGCUGAAGUGUGGGUGGAAUACACCUGCAAGCAUUUCACAAAACGAGAGGUAAAUACGGUUUUGGCUGAUGUCAUCAAGCACAUGACUCCAGAUCGGGCAUUCGAAGAUUCCUACCCUCAGCUUCAGUUAAUAAUUAAGAAAGUUAUUGCCCACUUCCAUGACUUCUCAGUUCUUUUCUCAGUGGAAAAAUUUCUGCCAUUUCUGGACAUGUUUCAAAAAGAGAGUGUGCGGGUGGAGGUUUGCAAAUGCAUCAUGGAAGCCUUUAUCAAGCAUCAGCAGGAGCCCACCAAGGAUCCCGUCAUUUUGAAUGCCCUUUUGCAUGUUUGCAAGACCAUGCAUGACUCUGUAAAUGCACUCACUCUUGAAGAUGAGAAAAGAAUGCUGGCAUAUCUGAUAAAUGGAUUUAUAAAAAUGGUUUCCUUUGGCCGUGAUUUUGAACAACAGCUGAGUUUUUACGUGGAGUCCAGGUCAAUGUUUUGCAAUCUGGAACCUGUUCUUGUGCAGUUGAUUCACAGUGUGAACCGGUUGGCAAUGGAAACGAGAAAAGUGAUGAAAGGAAAUCAUUCCAGAAAGACAGCUGCCUUCGUCCGGGCCUGUGUUGCCUACUGCUUCAUCACCAUCCCCUCCCUGGCGGGGAUCUUCUCUCGUCUCAAUCUCUACCUGCAUUCCGGUCAGGUGGCACUGGCCAACCAGUGUCUCUCCCAAGCUGAUGCUUUUUUCAAAGCCGCGAUAAGCCUUGUUCCAGAAGUUCCAAAGACGAUUAAUAUCGAUGGAAAGAUGCGGCCAUCAGAAUCAUUCCUUAUGGAAUUCCUCUGCAAUUUCUUUUCUACUUUAUUAAUAGUUCCGGAUCAUCCUGAACACGGGGUCCUGUUUCUGGUUCGAGAGCUUCUUAAUGUGAUCCAAGACUAUACCUGGGAGGACAGCAGCGACGAUAAGAUCCGCAUCUACACCUGCGUCCUGCACCUCCUCGCUGCCAUGAGCCAGGAGACCUAUCUCUACCACAUAGACAAAGUUGAUUCCAAUGACAGCCUCUAUGGGGGAGAUUCCAAGUUCCUGGCAGAAAACAACAAGCUGUGCGAGACGGUGAUGGCUCAGAUCUUGGAGCACCUGAAAACCCUGGCGAAGGAUGAGGCCUUGAAGCGCCAGAGCUUGUUGGGACUUUCCUUCUUUAACAGCAUCUUGGCCCAUGGGGACCUGCGCAACAACAAACUUAACCAGCUCUCCGUCAAUCUGUGGCACCUGGCACAGAGGCAUGGCUGUGCAGACACCAGGACCAUGGUGAAAACACUGGAAUACAUCAAGAAACGAAGCAAACAACCAGACAUGAAUCAUUUAAGCGAGCUGGCCCUCAGACUGCCUCUGCAAACAAGGACCUGACCCCUGGGCUCAUCCUCAGGCUCAGGGACUUUCGUUGCCAAGUCCAGAAAGACCUCCUUUGCUGCCCUAAACUCUCAUUGGAAUUUAGGUUUUUUGUUUUCAUUUUUACAUAUAUACAGAUUGGUUUAAUCUUUGACCUCUACCCAGGUUCUUCUGACAAUGCAGAAGUGGGAAUUGUCAGAGCAUUAAAAUCAAAUCUUCA
Messenger RNA from Otolemur garnettii (small-eared galago), 2663 nucleotides. RefSeq names its product chromosome unknown C16orf62 homolog (gene VPS35L). Gene Ontology annotation, cellular component: endosome. Bases 29 to 2461 code for a protein of 810 amino acids. Gene Ontology annotation, biological process: endocytic recycling. The transcript is spliced from 26 exons. The record is from RefSeq and is a predicted model, not a curated record. NCBI's taxonomy places the organism in Eukaryota, Metazoa, Chordata, Mammalia, Primates, Galagidae.